AUGGCCUUCGUCGUCUAUCGUCGUCGGCUGCUGCCCCCUCCAUCCCCGCCCUCCUCCGCUACUACUACUACAGCGGCAGCCGCACCUCCAAAACCAGCAAAGUUAGCAAGUCCAGCCGCUCCGCACAAGUCCAGCGAGCCUAGCUCCUUGGACAUCCCCAGCACCCCGCGACCGUACUUGAACGGCAAAGCGCUCGACUUGCUCGCUAAGUAUAUGGGUACUGGCGCCAUGGGCCUGUCGAAACUGAAGUUUUAUAGCUUGGAUAAGCAUUUAGAGCUAGGCAGUAUUCGGCAAAGAUUGGGCAGGCGGAGCAGUAGAGUAACAGUAAGGGGAAGGAGGGCUACAAAGACGCGUAGUGAGCUGUCGAGGUAA
This is a messenger RNA of Mytilinidion resinicola, 372 nucleotides long. RefSeq lists its product as uncharacterized. Bases 1 to 372 code for a protein of 123 amino acids. NCBI's taxonomy places the organism in Eukaryota, Fungi, Ascomycota, Dothideomycetes, Mytilinidiales, Mytilinidiaceae. The transcript has a single exon. The record is from RefSeq and is a predicted model, not a curated record.